Molecule: messenger RNA, 586 nt
Organism: Racocetra persica
Lineage: Eukaryota; Fungi; Glomeromycota; Glomeromycetes; Diversisporales; Gigasporaceae
Source: the annotation of a GenBank genome assembly
UGCAAACGGUAAUACUGCACAAGGAAUUUCUAAAGCUCUGGCCGCAAAUAACGUAAUUCUUCCUCAUGAAGAGUUCAGGAAACUUUCUAUUUGUACUCCUCAUGCUGAAAGCAGAAUUUAUAUUACGACAUUGUUUACUUUUCUCGAAAAUAAUAAAGCUGGUCCACAUCGUAAGCUUAAAGAAUCUGUAAUUGAUAGAUUGGAUCCUUUGGCGCGCCCUCUUGCCGAAAUAAUGAACUUAGAGCUUCUACCAUUAAUGGAAUUCGAUCCAUCAGUGUCAACCUGUAAUUUUGGGCGAUUAUACGUUGUUUCUGGUCGGUCAUCUCUCGCACAAUGUAGAGAUGAUAAAAACGCUAUUCUAGUUGUACUCAAAAAUAUCAGAUACACUAGAGGUGAUGAAUUAUUACAAUGUGACGCUCUUAUUGCAAAACCUUUUGGGGACCUACAUUUAUUAGAUAGUAUGCAAUUUCCUGAAUUAGUCGAUGCAAGAGCAUGGGUUAAAUGUGCAUUUAUAAAUCGAGUAACACUUGAUCUUAAAAUUACGCGAAAAUUCUAUGAUAAAUGUGUAAAAUCUACUUUUCAAGUU